CCUGCUCUUGGCUAAAGUCGUGUCGGGUAUUUUGGAGAAAAAAACAAACAUCGGCUGUACAUCAAUCAACAGAUAAUAACGACGGUCAGGGCUAGAACAUCUAAUUCAAGGAGUUGUAUACAAAAAUACUCUGAGCUUUUGCAUCGACAUGCUGGCUGGUAUUAUCAUCGCACAGUAUAUCAACCGAAAACAAUGCCCAUCUCUCCUGACGCGACAAUAAACUGGCUGGGUAUUCUUACCGAAGAAAAUCGUUUUGGCGGUUUUCUAUUCAAACUUUUACGCUGCUGUGCUUAUGCAUUGUGGAUAAAACUUUCUUACAUGCAGGUCGGCGAAUGCAACGCACAAGUAUGUAAGAAAAAACACUGCAAUGCCGCAGCCCAAGCAGCUGCGGUCUUUUUUUUCGUAUAUGUGUGCGCGCGUUCUGCAGGAAAAUAUUCGUAAAUUCAGCUGCAUUUUUGCAUGCACAUGCUUGCCUUCCCAAUACAGCGAAACCGAUUGAGAUACGUUCCUUUUGCAUAUU
This is a messenger RNA of Pichia membranifaciens NRRL Y-2026, 520 nucleotides long. RefSeq lists its product as hypothetical. The record is from RefSeq and is a predicted model, not a curated record. Bases 193 to 441 code for a protein of 82 amino acids. NCBI's taxonomy places the organism in Eukaryota, Fungi, Ascomycota, Pichiomycetes, Pichiales, Pichiaceae. The transcript has a single exon.